Vicia villosa (hairy vetch) is the source of this 896-nucleotide messenger RNA. RefSeq names its product protein PXR1. The transcript is spliced from 3 exons. Gene Ontology annotation, cellular component: nucleus. The record is from RefSeq and is a predicted model, not a curated record. NCBI's taxonomy places the organism in Eukaryota, Viridiplantae, Streptophyta, Magnoliopsida, Fabales, Fabaceae. The coding region runs from base 127 to 714 and encodes 195 amino acids.
CUCAGGCCCACAGUAGAAUCUUCUGCUUCACGGAGCACCGGCUUCAUCCUCUGUAAAUUAGGGUUUGCAAUUUCUUCAUCGUUGUUUCCUCAAUUCCUCUGAAAUUCGUUCAUCAAUCUUCCAACAAUGACGAAACAUGAUAAUCAACGAAACAAUAAUCACGAUGAGAAGAAUAAACGAAUGACAAUGACAAAGAAUAAGAAGAGGAACAUUUCGAGGUUGGGUGGAAGUGGACUCUCGCUUGAUGCUUUCGCUAAUGCCAAAUCCAAUAACAGUCAAUACAAUCCAUCUCUCAUCAAGAAGCAGAGGGAGUUAUACAAGAAUGCUAAGAAUGUGCAGAAGUAUAAGAAGAUGCUAAAGCAGCAAAACCAGCAGAUUUAUCCCUCGGUGGCCCAAAAAUAUAAUGAGAAUUUGAAUGAAACCGAAGAGGACAACAAGUACAAGAAUGAGAGGAGGAAGAGGAAGAAGCAUAGUGCUUUUAGUUUGGAAGAGUUAUACAAGAAGCAGCAUGAAGAAAAAGAGAAAGAAAGAAUGGAGAGGGAAGCAAUUUUCCAGGAAAAGAAAGAACAGCGAGAAAAAGCUGAAGCUCACAGAAAAACUUUACGACAAAAAAUGCUUAAGAAAACACGAAAAGGACAACCUGUCAUGAAAUACAGAAUCGAACAUCUUUUGGAGACAAUUCAAAGCUCAGCUAAAAAUGCAGCCGACAACUAAAUCCUAACUAGUGGAAUAGAGAAUGGCCAAAUGCAUAUAACAUCAUCAUCAUCAUCAUCAUCAUCAUCAUCCCUUGAAUUUCAUGAGCAUGAUACUGUUUUUACAUAGAGCUGUUAUUGUUCAUCAAAAUUCUGUUACCGACAAUGAGUCAGUUAUUCAUCAGUGUCAUUGGUUGUAUCAAA